This is a messenger RNA of Phalaenopsis equestris, 1071 nucleotides long. RefSeq names its product ER membrane protein complex subunit 3. Gene Ontology annotation, biological process: protein folding in endoplasmic reticulum. The transcript is spliced from 8 exons. NCBI's taxonomy places the organism in Eukaryota, Viridiplantae, Streptophyta, Magnoliopsida, Asparagales, Orchidaceae. The record is from RefSeq and is a predicted model, not a curated record. Gene Ontology annotation, cellular component: EMC complex; membrane. Bases 85 to 828 code for a protein of 247 amino acids.
GGGACGCUUUGUCGAUCUUUCCCUUCUUCGUUUAUCCGCCGGCUUUUGGUCGACGAGCUGCGCAACCCUCUUGUGAUCGAUCCAAUGGCGGAAGAUCUGAUGCUCGACACCGCUAUAAGGGAUUGGGUCCUAGUUCCUCUAUCGGUGGUUAUGGUCCUUAUCGGUGUGCUCCGCUAUUUCGUUUCCAAGCUUUUGCGAUCUUCCCAGGCUCCCGACGCGAAAGUCGUCAGAGAAGGGCAGUUGAUUCUUAGGGCAAGGAACCUCAGAGCAGCAGGGGGUUUUAUUCCCGUAAAGCCGUUCCGUGCUCGGAAAUUUUACUAUACCAACGAGGAAAAUGGGCUUCUACAUGUCUCAAAAGGCCAAGCUCAGAAUCCUCAAGCACAAAUGUUUUCCGAUCCAAACAUGGCUAUGGAUAUGAUGAAGAAGAACCUUUCAAUGAUCAUUCCACAGUCACUUACUUUUGCAUGGGUGAAUUUUUUCUUCUCUGGUUUUGUGGCAGCAAAAUUACCUUUCCCCCUGACCCCAAGAUUCAGAUCAAUGCUGCAAAAUGGGAUCGACCUAAGCACCGUAGAUGUGAGCUAUGUUAGCGGUCGCUCAUGGUAUUUCUUGAAUUUGUUUGGAUUGAGGGGUCUGUUCAGCCUAAUUCUGGGAGAAGAAAAUGCUAUGGAUGAUACACAACGAAUGAUGCAGAUGGGUGGUGGAUUUGGUGUUGACCCCACAAAGAAUUUGGGUGCGGAGAAAGACGGCAUUGACAUUAUUCAACAUGAAUGGGCCCUCCCCAAAAUGGAGCAAAAGGCAGAAAUUGUCUUGAGAGAGUUAGUCAAAUAACUUGUUUUUAUAAUCUUUGAGCUCUUCUCCUCCUCAUUUUACAAGUAUCAGUGUGUUCUUAUGUUCAUACUCAGCAGCUUUCCAGAAAUUGAUUGCUUUUCCAAAUCUUAAUGCGUUAAAAAGGCAAGGCAAUGAAUUUUUAGAAUAUAUUUCCAUAAAACUUUGCUUUUAUUUAUUGAGAUGCUUAAUCAGACACAGACAAAUGUUCACAAUAUUGCCUGAUUACAUCGAAAUUUUCUAUCA